Molecule: messenger RNA, 1183 nt
Organism: Diospyros lotus (date-plum)
Lineage: Eukaryota; Viridiplantae; Streptophyta; Magnoliopsida; Ericales; Ebenaceae
Exons: 7
Coding region: 265-915 (216 amino acids)
Biological process (GO): translation; negative regulation of translation
Cellular component (GO): ribosome; mitochondrial large ribosomal subunit
Molecular function (GO): structural constituent of ribosome; mRNA binding
Source: RefSeq, a predicted model, not a curated record
CAGAACGCCUCAGUCUGAGGUUGAGCUUGGCGCCGGCAACCCUUAUUUCCCACAAAUCAACAAUCGUUCCUCUGUUAUUCUGCACUGUUCCUCGCUGCCGAUCCAUCCCUCUCUCUGUCUCUCCUCCUGGAUUCGUCUGUCGAGUCACCGUCGAUCCUGCUCCGACACCGUUCCCGUGCAGAAAGAUAUGGCGGCUGCUGCAGCCCAGGCUUACAAUGGCAACUUGAAGGUUUGCAAGGCAAAACAAGAUUGAGGGAGUGUGGCAUGCUGGGGUCUUUUGUCACUUCAUUUAGGAAACUGUCAACUGAGGAAGGCCUUGUAACAAAUACUGUGGUUGAGUAUAAAGCACUAGCUGGACUUAGGCGUAUCAAUUUGGAAGGUCUCCGAUGGAGAGUGUUUGAUGCCAAGGGGCAGGUCCUUGGGAGGUUAGCAUCCCAAAUAGCUACUGUAAUUCAAGGGAAGGAUAAGCCAACUUACGCACCUAAUCGUGAUGAUGGCGAUAUGUGCAUUGUGCUCAAUGCAAAGGAUAUUUCAGUUACAGGGAGGAAAAUGACAGACAAAAUCUAUCACUGGCAUACAGGGUAUGUGGGCCACCUUAAGGAACGAAGUUUAAAAGAUCAGAUGGCAAAGGAUCCUACAGAAGUUAUACGCAAAGCUGUUCUACGCAUGCUUCCUAGAAAUAAAUUGCGUGAUGACAGAGAUAGAAAGCUGAGGAUAUUUGCUGGGGGCGAGCAUCCCUUCGGUGACAAGCCAGUUGAACCGUUUAUCAUGCCUCCUAGACAAGUACGAGAAAUGCGUCCACGUGUAAGACGAGCCAUGAUUCGAGCCCAGAAGAAGGCUGAGCAACAACAGGGCUCUAAAAAUACGGGAAAAAGCAGAAAGAAGGAAGAAGAUAAGGCAGGCGUGAACGUUUGAAGGGGAAAAUGUGUACAAAAUUAAUCAUGGAGCUCAUGUAUCCCGCGCCACAAAAUUUUUUUUUGACUGUGCCAUGCUUACAUCAUGACAAUCUUUGGAAAAUUAUUUUCGUAUUAGAACAUGAUGUUUGAUUGUAUUCUGACUAUGUGGCAAGGAAUAUAGGCUACUUUGGUCUCCGUUUCCCCUGUUUGAAGCUGCAAUUGAUGCUGAUUGAUAUAAGAUGAAUGGAUCUCUGAUUCUGUGGCGUGAGAUGACAAUUACUAUACAA